UAGAGAGCAGAUGAAAAUAAGAUGAAUCUGUCAGGCUUCUUUUCUUUCGUUUUUACAUUGCUGAUACUUCAUUUCGAAGUCGGUAAAGCCUUCAAUUGCAGAGGCCCUCUCAAAACCAUAACAGUUAGGCAAUCAGGCAAAGCACAGUUCAAAACCAUUCAAAGCGCAAUCGACUCUGUCUCUAACAAAACGCAAAACACUCGAUGGAUUCGUAUCAAGAUUUUUCCUGGAGUUUACAGACAACAGGUCAUAAUCUCCGGACUUCAAAGCUGCAUAUAUCUAGAAGGAGCUGGCAGCAAGUCAACUUUUGUGGAGUGGAAUGGCCACGAUACACCGUUUACUACUCCUACCUUGAUUUCAAGAGCAGAUAAUAUUGUCGCAAAGGGCAUUACUUUCAUGAAUUCACAUAACCACCCGCUUGAUGGCGGUGAAGCGAGACUGGCACCAGCUGAAGCAGCAAGAAUAGAGGGCGACAAAUGCGCUUUCUUUGAAUGCGCUUUUCUGGGAGUGCAAGACACCCUCAGUGACCAUGCUGGUCGCCAUUACUUUCACAAGUGCUUCAUCCAAGGCGCUAUUGAUUUCAUAUAUGGGAAUGGCCAAUCUAUCUACGAGGAAUGCACACUCUUCUUUUCAGUGGGGGCAGAUCUUCCCAAAGGAAGGGGUGGUGUUUUCACUGCACACAGAAGGGAAUCAGAAGAAGAUCCAAGUGCGUUUGUCUUCAAAAAUUGUAACAUAACUGGGAAUGGCAAGGCGAAGGCUAACCUUGGGAGAGGUUAUAGGUCACACUCUCGAGUCAUCAUUGCCAAUUCGUAUCUCGGCGACGUCGUUUCGCCUGCAGGUUGGGAUCCUUGGAGGGGUAAAAAUAAUGUACAAGACCUGACGUUUGUGGAGGAGGGAUGUUGGGGACCCGGCUCGAACAAGUCAAAACGAGUGCCUUGGAUGAAACGUUUGAGUGGAAGCGCUCUUCGCCGAUUCGUGGAUAAAACUUUCAUUGACCAACAAGGAUGGAUUGCUAGGCUUCCAGUAAAGAGCUCCUCAUAACUUCAUUUUUAGGCAAAAAGUCCAAUGUUGACUUUUAUUUUCUAGAGUGUGUACUUGCUAAUAUAUAAAUAAAUUAAAAACUCUCCGUAAGUGUUUUUCGACAAUCAAUAAAAGUAAAGAAAAUAGUUAAGGGUUUUAUUAUAGAGCAAUGAAAAAUUGCACGUUGACGAGGUCUUUGCUCUGUCUACAUCUAAUCGACUUAAAUUGAUGAAGUCAUGGCAUCGAAAUGUUGUACGUUAGCUUUAGUCCCAUGGUAAAAUCCCCGGUGAUAGUGUC
Molecule: messenger RNA, 1317 nt
Organism: Prosopis cineraria
Lineage: Eukaryota; Viridiplantae; Streptophyta; Magnoliopsida; Fabales; Fabaceae
Product: probable pectinesterase 66
Exons: 5
Coding region: 22-1041 (339 amino acids)
Biological process (GO): cell wall modification
Molecular function (GO): pectinesterase activity
Source: RefSeq, a predicted model, not a curated record